Messenger RNA from Cyanistes caeruleus (blue tit), 864 nucleotides. RefSeq names its product tRNA splicing ligase complex subunit 2 (gene TSLIG2). Lineage: Eukaryota; Metazoa; Chordata; Aves; Passeriformes; Paridae. Gene Ontology annotation, cellular component: tRNA-splicing ligase complex. The record is from RefSeq and is a predicted model, not a curated record. Gene Ontology annotation, biological process: embryonic morphogenesis.
GGGGCCGCCGGGGAAAGAAGAUGGCGGCGCAGGGGAAAGCCCGAUCGGGCGGCGGCGGCUGUGGGGAGGAGGAGCGGGGAUCUGGACGCUCGGAGUCGGAGUUGCUGCUGCUGCACCCGGAGCUGCUCUCGGAGGAAUUCCUGCGGCUCACCCUGGGGCAGAAAAAUAUAUUAGUCGAAAAUGAUGUAAAGAUGGACAAAGAUGGGCUCACUGAUCUCUACAUUCAACAUGCCAUUCCCCUGCCUCAGCGUGACUUGCCAAAAAGUAGAUGGGGGAAAAUGAUGGAAAAGAAAAGACAGCAAAAUGACUUGAAAAGUGAGAAUAAAAGUGUUACAACAGUGGAAGGUUUAAGGAAACGGCCAUUAAUUGUAUUUGAUGGCAAUUCAACAAGUACAAGCAUAAAGGUGAAGAAGACAGAGAACGGAGCUGCCGAUCGCCUGAAGCCUCCUCCAGCUGGAAGCACCACCAACACAGUUAGAAGAUUAUCAGUUCCUUCAAAUGCCUCAACAUACAUUUCAGCUUCCAGUUUGUCAGAGGAUGCUAAACUGGGCAUAAGGAAUAAUGAGGCUCACCAGAACAAUAUUUCAAAGACUGACAGCGGUGUGUUAACUGGUCUGAAGGUUUACCCUUUAUCUCCAAUAGCAGGAGCUACUGUGGUGAAGUUAAAGAGGUCUGUUCCAAAAGAGGAAUCUGAUUUGCCGAAUGACCUAAAGCCUUCAGAAGCAAAGAAGAAAAUCCAACAUGUUACAUGGCCAUGAAGUAGCUAAUGGUGCUUGAAACAUAAAUAUUGCUUCCAUAUUUUCAGAUAGGUCAUAUUUAAACAGUUUAAAUAAAAUGGUUUUAAGAUUUACAAACUUACAGAGA